AUGAGAACAGCCAAAUCUCUCGCCGUUGACGAGUGAGUGAAGUAUCGGCCCCCAGAACACCGUCGCCCACGAGGUCGAGGCUGCCCCCACAUGUUGCGCGACAGGUCGCCAUAGACAACCGAACGCAGCCCGACCGAAACAUCUUUGACGCUGUUCUUCUACUCCCCUAUGCAACAGCAUUACUAUCCAACUCGAUAAGGUACCCUUUUCGCUCCCGGUCGCGGCUUUGAUCGCGCUGGUGUCGUUCCAUCGUCAGCGCCAAGUUCUCGGACCCCAGCUUCAAUUCUUGGACCACAUCCGAUCGACGCGAUGGCUCAGAUGGUUCCUCACGUUCGUCGUCAUCAAGUCCGCAAAUAGAUUCCUGGGUCGUAUGGCGAGGAAUAAUGGCUAUUAUGCCGCGGAUCCUCCACGGUGGAGUCGAGUCAAGGUGCGUGGGCGAAGUGGCGGCCCUCCUCGACGAAAGAGUUCGAAGGGGCCGAUGACUGACCGUGCCGGGAAAAUCUGUCGGGGCGUCUUUCACCUCUAAUACAGGGAAAGGGGGACGUGGUUCUGAUCACCGGCGGAUCGACAGGAAUUGGCAAAGAAGUCGUCGAACUGCUCGUCAAAAAGACCAAUAAGAUUGUCGUCUUCGACAUGGCCGAACCGACGUACAACGCCGCGUCGGGAGUCCACUUCUUCAAGGUCGACAUUACGGACCCUGAAGCGAUCGCUGUGGCCGCUCAAAAGGUUCGGGCCGAAGUGGGCCACCCUACCAUCAUUGUAAGCUGACAUAAAACUUUGUCGGAUCUUCUUGAGCCGGCUUCUGAGCUCGCUGUGGCUGAGUUGCUGACCACGAUCUUGCCCGUACAGGUCAAUAACGCUGGCAUCAUCCAUGUAGCCCCUCUUCUCAAGGUGACACCGGCCUCAAUGAAGAAGGUGUUUGCUGUCAACGUAAUGGGUGCUCAUAAUAUCUUGCGCGAGUUCCUGCCCCACCUGAUCGCAAUCAACCACGGCCACGUCCUGACGACCGCCUCCUCCGCGGCGUACGCGAGUGUGUGUGAAUCCGCUGCAUACUCGUGCUCGAAAGCGGCAGUCCUCGCUCUUCACGAGACAACACGGGCCGAGCUGGUUCAUCGGUACAAGGCACCCAAAGUGCGCGUCUCGAUCGUCUGCCCGACCAAAGUCGCGACACCUCUUGGCGAGUUCUUGGAGGACAAGUCGCUGCAGUUGUGAGUCAACGACACGUGGUGCCAGACCAUCAGAACACUCGGCUCAUUUAUGGACUGCUGGCACACUCUUUGUGUUACUCACUUCACACACAGCCUCUUCCCGACAAUCUCACCCAAGUGGCUCGCAGACAAAAUGACGACCACCAUCGAGUCGGGCCUCUCGGAGCAUCUCGUUCUCCCCCACUACGCGUCGCUACUGCCUGGCCUUCGCUUCUUCCCCGAAUGGUUCCGGUGGGUCUUUGAGAAAGCCGGUAGUGUGCAUAGCAUGACGUCCGAAGCUCGCACGGCCAACACUUCGAGCAAGAUCUACACCUUCGCAAAGACGAACUUUGAUGACCGAACGGAGUGA
Messenger RNA from Microbotryum saponariae, 1557 nucleotides. The record is from the annotation of a GenBank genome assembly. Lineage: Eukaryota; Fungi; Basidiomycota; Microbotryomycetes; Microbotryales; Microbotryaceae.